Molecule: messenger RNA, 1461 nt
Organism: Annulohypoxylon maeteangense
Lineage: Eukaryota; Fungi; Ascomycota; Sordariomycetes; Xylariales; Hypoxylaceae
Exons: 2
Coding region: 387-1340 (317 amino acids)
Source: RefSeq, a predicted model, not a curated record
GGCAGUGCAAGUCUCUGUUGAUCUCUCUCUGUUGGUCCAUAAUUGGUUACAUGCACCUUUCGCUAGCCCUAUGACGGGAGAGGCCAACUAAAGUCACAAACUCCUUGCGGAUCUGAGUCUUGGCUCUUCUUGGUGGCUGGAACCUGCACAUCUUGGCACAACACUACAUCUUUCUUCUCGUCGUUGCACAACUCCGUCGGGUCCGUCGAGGACGCCCCAGUCCAAUCCAGUCCAGUCCAGUCUUUCCCUCGUUAUCACCACCGAAACAGCAAAACCCCGUCUCUCGUUUUUUCGAAAUACACAGUCCAAUACAGGCGGUGAGUCGUCAUAAGUUCGAAGAAGAAACACGGAUCACGAAGCGGCUCCCUCAACCACAGCACCUCGCCAUGCGGCGCUCUCACCUACUGCUCACCCUCAUAGCGGGAGCCACAGCAGAGCCCAUCGCGCAACCACUCUCGCGCGAACUCUCCUCAUCCCUCACCCCCAAAGACACGACCACGAUCACAGCACGAACCCUCGCCAACCCAAACCCCCCCACCGGACUCCAUAAACGCGAUGACGACCCCUACGAAGACUACAAAGACCACCUAAAACACAUCCAAGAGCUACAAGAAGAAAAAGCCGAACAAGACGCCGAAAACGCAAAACACUCCAACGGCCCCCCGGGGCCUCCCGGCGGCACGAUAGCGGGCGCCGUAAUCGGCGUCGUAGUAGCGAUCCUCAUCGCGCUCUUACUCUGGUACUUCUUACGGAUCCGGCCCCGGCGGAAGCAGCGACAGCAGCUCCAAAAAGCGCAGUACGCGAAAGAAGCCGAUCUCGAGUCCGGGUACGAGAUGACGCCGGCAUCGAGCCACCAAGAGCAAGGGACGACACCUCCCGUGGGCGCGAUCUCGAACCGCAGCUUACCGCAGUCCGAACACGUCCGCUGGGCGCCGACGCCGUACCCGCAGCGCGCGCCGUCCCAGCACACGGGGUCGUCGAUGUCGGGGCUUGCGCUGCCGACGCCGGCGCUGACGUACUCGCCCUCGAUGAGUUCCGCGGCGUCGCCGCCUUCGCCGCAGCACCUCCCACAACCGCAGCACCUCCCACAACAACAGCAGCAGAUACAGCAGAUACAUAUGCAUGAGGAGGACCGGUAUCCAAACGAGAAACCACCGGCGUACGACGCGAUCGCCGCGCUGCAGUCGUCGGAGCCGCAGCCGGAGGCGUCGGCGUAUCAGAUGGGACAGGUGCCGAUUGAGCCGGAGGAGGACCCGGUGAUGUGCCAUUUACCGCCUGCGGACAUGGCGCCGAGGUAUGGGGUUGUUAAUGGGAGUGGGGAGCAUAUGCCGCGGUAUUAGGGUGUGUGAUUAGGGUGGAGGAGGAAGGGGGGGGAAGGGUUUGGUUGUAGCUAGGUAUUAUGUUUACGUGGUGUAGACAGAAGGAAGGAAUGGAGGGAUGGAGGAAAGGGGGAAAGGGGUC